AUGGCAGCAUUUCUCGCGAGACGGCUUAUUGGUAACAGAUCGAGCCAGAUUCUCGGGACUUCGAGCUCUACCUCCGGCGCGCUCAUUUCCGCUGCUAGGGCUUUCUCUUCCUCCACCACUCCGAUCAAAGCAACUCUCUUCCCUGGCGAUGGGAUCGGUCCCGAAAUCGCUGAAUCUGUCAAACAGGUGUUUACUGCCGCUGAUGUGGCCAUUGAAUGGGACGAGCACUAUGUUGGUACUGAAGUAGACCCUAGAACCAAUAGCUUCUUGACAUGGGAAAGUCUUCAAUCUGUGCUUGAUAACAAGGUUGGCUUGAAAGGACCAAUGGCUACGCCGAUUGGAAAAGGUCACCGCUCGUUGAACCUUACUCUUAGGAAAGAGCUGAAUUUGUAUGCCAAUGUUAGGCCUUGCUACAGUCUUCCUGGUUACAAAACUCGUUAUGAUGACGUUGAUCUCAUCACCAUCCGUGAGAACACUGAAGGAGAAUACAGUGGGCUUGAACACCAGGUUGUGAAGGGUGUGGUGGAGAGUCUUAAAAUUAUUACCCGUAAGGCGAGCAUGAGAGUUGCGGAGUAUGCCUUUCUCUAUGCCAAGACGCAUGGAAGGAAGAAAGUUUCUGCAAUUCACAAAGCCAACAUUAUGCAGAAAACUGAUGGUCUUUUCCUAAAGUGCUGUGAUGAGGUUGCUGCAAAGUAUCCUGAGAUAGAGUACGAGCAGGUUGUUAUUGACAAUUGCUGUAUGAUGCUUGUGAAAAACCCAGCACUUUUCGAUGUCUUGGUGAUGCCAAAUCUCUAUGGAGAUAUUAUCAGUGAUCUGUGUGCUGGAUUGGUUGGAGGGCUAGGAUUGACUCCAAGUUGUAACAUCGGGGAAGAUGGUAUUGCCCUUGCUGAAGCUGUUCACGGCUCUGCACCUGAUAUUGCUGGAAAGAACCUGGCAAACCCGACAGCUUUGCUUCUGAGUGGAGUGAUGAUGUUGAGGCACCUGAAGCUCAACAAACAAGCAGAGCAAAUCCACAGCGCCAUCAUCAACACAAUAGCCGAGGGCAAAUAUAGAACCGCUGAUCUCGGAGGUACCUCAACCACAACAGACUUCACAAAUGCCAUCUGUGAUCACCUCUGA
Messenger RNA from Microthlaspi erraticum, 1119 nucleotides. NCBI's taxonomy places the organism in Eukaryota, Viridiplantae, Streptophyta, Magnoliopsida, Brassicales, Brassicaceae. The record is from the annotation of a GenBank genome assembly.